Molecule: messenger RNA, 3302 nt
Organism: Lutzomyia longipalpis
Lineage: Eukaryota; Metazoa; Arthropoda; Insecta; Diptera; Psychodidae
Gene: FucTA
Product: glycoprotein 3-alpha-L-fucosyltransferase A
Exons: 6
Coding region: 1068-2516 (482 amino acids)
Cellular component (GO): membrane
Molecular function (GO): alpha-(1->3)-fucosyltransferase activity
Source: RefSeq, a predicted model, not a curated record
CCAGACAAGCGAACCUCCUGCAGGAAUGAGAUAAGGGUGAACCAGCUGGCACAUGCGUACGAAAGAAUCCGCCCCUUUUGUUCACACACUACACUCUCCGCACAUUCUAAAAUUCCCUUCACAACGCUCAAGGAGGGUUCUAUAAGUUGCUUGGAAUCAGCCGAAAUUGAGAACUUUUUUUUAUUCCUGCAAAUCUCACACAGUGUGGGAGAGUGAUAAGUUUUUUCUUCCAAACACCUGUGUCCCAUGGAAAUAAUAAAAUUAUGAGGUCGGUGCUUGUGGUAUAAUCAUAUCAGUGUGGAGAAAAGUUUUAGUCUAUUGAGAACACUCCUCGAUGGAACAUGAUGAACUAUCUCGCGGUUGGAUUUUGAGGGAAUCAGUCGUUGUAAUUGCUGUAGGUGAUAAAUCGCGAUAAAAUCCAUUUGAAUUUAAUAACAUCAGAAAAGUGUGUGAUAAGGAUUUAUUGUGGGGUCUGUAGAAUUUUUUCACACCUCUGAAUUGUGAGAAUUUUCUUGUUAAUUUUAACCGUUGUCACAGUGAACUUUUCCGGGUAUACCUACAUAUCGUGUGGCGUGGAUUUAAUGAAAUUAUAUACCUACUCCGAAAAAGUAACCCCUGAGGAGGAAAGGUGGUUUGUGUGAAUUCUGAAGGGGCAAAAUCACUCGAGGAGAGCGCAACAAUUCUCUCUCUAUCCCUCUUUUGCACACAAACCAUCAACAUUAUGGAUUUUCUGCUCAAGGGGUGGUGAACUGUUUUCAGUUCUCUCCAAACAUCCGACACAUCCACAAGGAUUCCACGGGAAUUUUGUGCUUUACCAUAAUAAGGGCAGAAGACCAGAAAGAAAUCAUUUUAUUUUUAAUCUCAAUGGAAAAUCCUUUUGUACUUUACAAACAUCUCCUCUUGCCUCAUUUUCUACUAAACUCAGAGUAAUGAUAUUCACUUCAAAUUCUAGUCUAGAACAUGGUGAUUAUUUUUUGGAUAAACUAACUCAUGUAGUUGUGGAUUAAAGUGAGCAGAAAUUGCAGCAAAUUCACUUAUCUUUUGAAACGUUUUCAGUUUGUAAAUAAAUGAAAAUUCGCAUCGGUAGCACCACAAUGCGAUUUCCCAAAGUUUCACUGAAAAGAUGUUUCCUCUUCACUGUGGCCUUUGCCGUGUUGCUCCUCUUUGGAUUUACACUCAGGGAGAAGGAUCUUUGGACAAGUAGGACAACACAGCAUCAGUUGCUCUCAACAAAGACACAACAGAACCCCGAGGAUCCACUCAAUGCUGGUCAUCUUACGAAAAAUCCAACAACGACAGCACCCUCACUGUAUGAGGACUACGACAAGACACAUGAUUCCGAUAAUUCUCUACUACCCGAUGGCAAUGGUAGACCGUGGUAUUUUUCCAAUGGAGUACGCUACCCGCAUCCGGCGAGGAUAAAUCGCAAGACAAAGAAGCGUGUUGCGCGACUUAUGCCAUAUGAGGAUUCCCAGAGUGAUAGGAUAACAAAUCAAUUGAUGUUCAUGCCACCCAAUUAUGAAGAAAUCGUGCAGAAAGGUACACUGAAGACUAUUCUACUCUACAACGGCCUAGGUCCAUGGAAUGUGCGUCAGGGCAGGGAUAUUUUCCUCCAUGCCAAAUGUCCCAUCAACACAUGCACCCUCACUGCAAAUCGCGACCAUUCCACCACAGCGGAUAUGCUCCUCUUCAAGGAUCACUACAUCUCACCUGGAGUUGUGCGGAAACCCCAUCAGAUCUACAUGCUGUACUUCCUGGAGUGUCCCUACCACACGCAGAAUAUCAAAUUUCCCAGUGUUUUCAAUUGGACAGCCACGUACAGAAAGGACAGCGAUAUUGUGGCCCCAUACGAAAAGUGGGAGUAUUUCGAUCCGAGGGUGAAGCAAGUGGAGCAGGACAAGAAUUAUGCGCUGAACAAGACGAAAAAAGUGGCUUGGUUUGUGUCCAAUUGUGGUGCUCGCAAUGGUCGGCUUCAGUAUGCACAUGACUUGCAGAAGCAUAUUCAAGUGGACAUUUAUGGGGCGUGUGGGACUUUCAAGUGCUCCCGAAGUACAUCGGAUCUGUGCUUUGAACUCCUCGAUAAUGACUACAAGUUCUACUUGGCAUUUGAGAAUUCCAACUGCAAGGAUUACAUCACGGAGAAAUUCUUCGUUAAUGCUCUAUACAGAAAUGUUCUUCCAAUUGUUAUGGGUGCAAGGCCAGAGGAUUAUCUGGGAAGUGCUCCAUACAAAUCCUAUAUUCAUGUGGAUGAUUUUGCAUCGCCCAAAGAAUUAGCAGCAUAUUUGCAUCUCCUCGAUAAAAACGAUGAACUCUACAAUUCCUACUUCAAAUGGAAGGGCACAGGGGAGUUCAUCAAUACAUACUUCUGGUGUCGCGUCUGUGCUAUGCUCCACGAUGAAGCUGCCAUUGCAAAGCCCAAAUGGUACCCGGAUAUCAAUGAUUGGUGGCGCGGAAAGGGUGUCUGCACAAGCAAUUCUUGGCGCAUUGGCCGUCAUGACGUAAUGAGUGACGAUUGAGCACAAAUGAUCAUCAUUGCCACUUUAUCAUUUUCAAUUCUCAACAAAAAAAAAGUUAUAUCGCUUCUUAAGCAUUCACAACUUAUAUGCGCAACUCUCAAAUAUUGACUGACUGUUACUACAACUUUCUUUUAGCCAGAAAAUAACUUAAGAAAAAAUAAACCUCAGUAUAUAAGUCUUAAUUAGAUAUUAGGUUUUAAAAGGAAGACAUUGCAAGUUACUUAAUUUUGUGAUUCGUAAAAAAAAAGUAAAUUGCCUCGAGUACAAACAUGUGGAUAAAAUAAUGGAGCAAGAAUUGUCGUUGAGGUUGAUGAAAUAUCUCAUUUUUAUUAUUUAAGAAAAAAAAACAAACACUACAUUUAAGUCUCUAUUAGAAGAAGAUGAAAAAAAUGUGAGGCAACUGGCGCAAAAUGAUUUUGCAAAAAUUAGUGUUAAAAUGUAAUUUAUUCACGCGCAAAAAUCCAUGUGAUUUUUCUACUCUUCUCUUUAUCUCUUUUUUAAAGACAAAAAAAAUUAUUUAUAUCUGUGAUAUUUCUCCCAAAAUGAUUUUGAGCUUAUUUCUGUUUUUUUUUUCUUUUCUUAAAAAAUUCCCCACCAAGUACAGGUAUUUUCCCAAUUAUUUAGUCAAAUUGAAAAUUAAUAAAAAGAAUAAAUAAAUGAUUUUUAGGCAAUUUUCGUGCUAAUUGCGUGUAAAAUGUUGAAACACCAAAGAAUUAUAUUGUUGCUCGUAGAAUGAUGUAAAUAGGAGAUAAUCAAAUUUAGAAAAUAAAUUUGUAAUACAAAACA